Messenger RNA from Oncorhynchus gorbuscha (pink salmon), 2775 nucleotides. RefSeq lists its product as uncharacterized. The transcript has 4 exons. The record is from RefSeq and is a predicted model, not a curated record. NCBI's taxonomy places the organism in Eukaryota, Metazoa, Chordata, Actinopteri, Salmoniformes, Salmonidae. The coding region runs from base 241 to 2775 and encodes 844 amino acids.
AGCGUGACGCACACAUGCCGCUUAUAUGGUUCACAACAACCUGUAACCGUCAGAUACACUUUAUCAAUCAGGCAGAGCAGUAACGUUGUAUGUAGGCUUCAACCCCACUUUUGCUCUUGGAACGCGCAACCACCAGAACAGAAAUGGAUCGAAGCUACAUUCGUGGUUUCGCGGUAGAGCAUUAAAUAACGUUAGGGUGGUCAUCAUGGCGAUGUGUGACUGAAGAAGGAAGAUGUUAACAUGUUUGCCACUGCAGUAAGUUACAUGGGCCUCUGUGUGCCCAGGCUCCUACAAGUAUCCGAGGAGGAGUUCGGUUCUGACGGGGUCAUCGGGCUUCACCUUUUCCUGAUUCUCCUCUCCAUUCUCCUGCUCCUGUUCUGGGUCAUCCAUUUGUGUAAGGACGAUGAUGAUGUCUUCGGCGACAUUGACAAAGCGCUGGUCAAUAACUUCACAGAGGGAGUUCAUCUCUACUACAGCUACCUCCAACGACUGGAGGAACUAACAUUACAUAUGGAGGACCUCACCUCUGAGGUGGACCUGGAAUCCUGCUCUGACCCCCAAUCGUGCUUUGACUCAUGCUCAUCCAGAUCAUCUUCUAGAUCACAUUCUAGAUCUUCUAGAUCCUCCAGAUUUAGUGACUGCAGCACAUGCCGAGUCUGCAAUAAAUGGCGGAAACGGCAUCCACCUGACAGGUUUAAAUUCCUGAAAGGCGGUGGUCCAGAUAGUCGCUGUUCUUCAAGUAGUCCCAGCCCACUGGCUAAGCCCUGCCUCAAGCUACCAGGAGAUGGUGAUGUUAAGGACAGUCACAAUGGCUCCACACGUGCCUCCUGUAGCUCCUCCUGCAGCUCCUCUAGGUAUGUGACUCCUUCUGGCUCUCCUCAACCUCUUGAAUACCAGCCCUGCCCUCGUCAGCGUACUGCUAUUGGUUGGAGGCUAAACUGGACUCUGAUGGAGGCCAAACUGGACUCUCCUGUCACUGUGCCUGUUGCUGCUGCUUCUACUGUCACUGGCUGUAAAGACAGAGCUGCCGGCCGCACAGACCUCUCCAGGACUCCGACUGUGAGACAUAUUCAAAUGGUGAGACAGCUGUUUGAAGUUGUGCCGAGGAAUGGAGACCCGGCCGUCCUGUGCCGCUGGCACCGCAGACACUUGGAACUCAACGUGACACAGAAGGUGGCCCGCAAGCGCUGGAGGAUUGCCGUGCUGAUGAUCUCCAUCGUUAGGUGGUUGAUCCCAGAGAGACUGAAGAGGGGAGGCACCACCAGCUCAACCUCCACCUCUGCGUCCACCCCGACCACCACCACUACUACCACCACUACCACCUCUCAGGCCAAGAAAGGAUCAAAGAUCACCAGGAAAACUGCCAGUGUUCCAGCUUUCUGCCCUCAGGGUGCCAACCCUCCAUCUCCCUCCAAGGCUCCAUGCCAGUCUCCAGGGUUAGAGGGUAAAUCCAAGUCCAUCAUGAUGUACGCUCAGGGCGCCAGGAUCCCCUUCAUUUGCCAGGAGGUCCGAGAGAAGCUUGAGUCUCAUGUUUGCCGCAAGCAGAGCCAGCUCCUCUGGGGCUUCCCCAAGCUGGUCACCAGGUACAUGGGCAACCUUGCGCUCCAGCAGCUCCCUAUCUCCGGCAGCGCAGGUGACGGGAAGAUUAUGGGCAAUGUGACCGACCAUCAGGCGGUGUUCUCUGGACGAGCGCACCGCAACACAGAGUUCAGGUUGAAGAAUAAGACUACAAGGCCAGCGGAGGAGCCACAGGCUACUGCAGCCGUAGCGAAGGACAGCUCACCAGCCACCAGACCUGUGGAGAAGACUACCACCAGCACCGUGCUCCAGCCAGCCGAGACCCACGCUACCAAACCCUCCCAGACCAGACACUCUCUGAAUCAGACAUCCCCUGUGAGGAGCUUGACCCCGGAGAGAUGCUGGCUGGAGGAGAAGGUGAGGAGUAAGUGUAUGGAGGUGAAGCUCAAACACUUUCCUGGCAUGGUGGCCCAGUCAUACCACUCCGCCCUUGCUUCGGCAACCAGCCAGCCAACUAGGAAACCCACCCAGGUGGCAGGAGCCCCCGCUGUUGUUCUGAAACGUACUGCCCCACUCAGACGGCGGGAUAAGGUGUUGUUCAUGGGCCAGGAGGAGCUCAGGCACCUGGAGGACAACCUGAUCAUGAAACACAUGGAGCACCUUCAGAGGCAGGGAGUGACGACUGCCUCGGCCCCCUCGGCCCACACACGGGGAGUGACCACAGCAUCGGCCCCCUCGGCCCACUCCCAGGGAGUGACCACCACCUCGGCCCACACCCAGGGAGUGACCACCGCCUCGGCCCCCUCGGCCCACACCCAGGGAGUGACCACCGCAUCGGCCCCCUCGGCCCACUCCCAGGGAGUGACCACCGCCUCUGCCCCCUCAGCCCACACCCAUGGAGUGACCACCGCCUCGGCCCCCUCGGCCCACACCCAUGGAGUGACCACCGCCCCGGACCCCCUCGGCCCACACCCAGGGAGUGACCACCGCCUCGGCCCCCUCGACCCACACCCAGGGAGUGACCACCGCCUCGGCCCCCUCGGCCCACACCCAGGGAGUGACCACCGCCUCGGCCCCCUCGGCCCACACCCAGGGAGUGACCACCGCCUCGGCCCCCUCGGCCCACACCCAUGGAGUGACCACCGCCUCGGCCCCCUCGGCCCACACCCAGGGAGUGACCACCGCCUCGGCCCCCUCGACCCACACCCAGGGAGUGACCACCGCCUCGGCCCCCUCGGCCCACACCCAUGGGAGUGA